This is a messenger RNA of Leptopilina heterotoma, 1192 nucleotides long. RefSeq names its product coiled-coil domain-containing protein 43. The record is from RefSeq and is a predicted model, not a curated record. NCBI's taxonomy places the organism in Eukaryota, Metazoa, Arthropoda, Insecta, Hymenoptera, Figitidae. Bases 117 to 743 code for a protein of 208 amino acids. The transcript has 3 exons.
AAAAAGUAAAACGAACUGAAAUCUGCCGAAAGUAAUAAUUUUUCUCGAGUUUUUUUAUAUGUAUUGCGUCGUCGCCGUGUCUUCUCCUUGUUAGGAGGAGGAAGAAAAUUAGAACCAUGGCAGUUGCAGUGAAUUCAUUUGAUUCUUGGCUAAGUGAAAAACUGCAGGCAUUGAAUACUGACGAGGGUGUAUUUGGUUCGUACAUCAAGGGGAUUUUGGAGGGCGAUGAAACGGAGGACGAGAAAACGGAGGCCCUCGAAGGCAUUCUUGCCGGCAUAACGGAGGAGAACAUUGGCAAUCAUGUGGCUGAAAUUUUGAAAGCUUGGUCCCAAUGGCUACCAACUGAGGAUGUGAACAGUGCGAGUGGACCAAGCGAAGAUGUAGACGUUCGAUUGGCGCGACUCCUUGAAUCACAAAGUCUUCCCACCACGACACAAAGAAGUUACACCGAUGAGGAGAGGCGAAUUCGCGAAGCAAUUCUCGCACAAUACAGUGAGAUGCCCGAUCAGGAAGAAAGUGAUUGCGAAGACGUCGAGGAGGCAGCCGCCUGUACCGAGAGUAAAAUCGAAAAGAACACAAACGCCGCCAGUAUCGUUCAACUUGAGCGUGAAAAACGCGAGAGAGCAAAACUGGAGAGUCAAAAAAAGAAGGAGAAAGAUAAAGAGGAUCGAGAAAAACAAAAACAGAUGAAGGAGGAAAAAAAGGAGAAGCGCAAGACACAGAAGGGCGAACGAAGGAGGUAGCAUUGAAAAUUUUGACGUGAAAUUCAUCGAUUAAUUACCAAAAUAGAACAAUAUUUGUUCUUAUUGUGAUUACAAAAUGCAUUUCGAUAUCUUUUUUUUUUUUCAAAUUUUUACAACAUUUAUAUUUAAGUUUUGCAAGAUAAUUGAAUGAUUGUUUGCAAAAACUUUGUUUACUCUGUUUACAAAUCUUAUAGAUAUAUAUAUUUAAAGAAAAAUAGUUAAAGAAUUGCAAGUGUUGUCCCUUUUAAGAAACAAAGUUUUUAAGGUGCCAUAAAAUUUUAAAAAACACUUUUUUAAAUCUAAUUUUUUCAUUUUUAAUAGUCAUCUCUGUGAAUUUUAUUUAAAAAAAGAAUGUGUUGUUUUUUUUAAUUGUGAGCGAAAUUAACAUAUUUUUGUGAUUACCAUAUUUUUGCCAUCUCUAAAUUUAAAUAAAGAUUAUUAUUACAGAA